This is a messenger RNA of Lingula anatina, 5077 nucleotides long. RefSeq lists its product as uncharacterized. Gene Ontology annotation, biological process: regulation of apoptotic process. Gene Ontology annotation, molecular function: protein binding. NCBI's taxonomy places the organism in Eukaryota, Metazoa, Brachiopoda, Lingulata, Lingulida, Lingulidae. The record is from RefSeq and is a predicted model, not a curated record.
GUGUAUGAUUAAAAAUGAUAAUUCGCAUUGUCAAGACCAUAUAGGCACUUGAUAAGAAAGUGACAUACAGGAUAAAAAUAACAGGUGAAUUAUGCUAAAGAAAAACACGGAAAGGUGUUUUGCAAAGGGAAUAUAGUGAUUGUUCAAUCAAUACCUGUAGUAUUUAUAGCGAUGACGUAAAUAUAUUAGGUAUCACAUUAUAUACGUGAAGUGACAGCCAGACAGCAAAGCGGAGAGCUGAUGUACUGGUAGGCUAUCGUUGACUUAAAAAUACACAAAAAUAUAAUAAGAGAGUUUAAAGGGUUAAAAAAUGUCACAAAAGAGCUGAUUGAAUGUCAAGAAAAAGAUGCGCAAAAGAAUAUUGCGCAACUGGGGAUUUCCACUGUUCAUUCAUAGCGACGAUUUAAAGGGGGAUAUUUUAUUGCGCAGUUUGUCUGAGAUGACAACCAGACAGACAUGAAAAGAUCUCUUGCAAAUGUCAGCGACAUUUUAGAAAUACCACCGUGAACAGUUCUGAGAGAUACUAGAGUGGGACGCAUUUCCUACUAGCAAUGCUGUUGUCUAACACAGAGAAAUCCAUCGGUCGUUUUCGGCAAAGCUCGACUGUGAUGGAAUAUUCAAAGCCUCAAUUUCGGCACAAUGAGCUGAUAGUCGAUUUGGACGACAGCAUCACACCGUCUGUGUUAGGAAAGUUGAAACAACUGUCAAAAGGUGUUUAUUUAAAGCCGAAAGAACUCGAGUUUUGCGACACCCGUGGCUUCCUUAAUGCUCUAGAAGAUAAAUGUUAUAUAGGCGUUGGGCGCUAUGAUAAUCUUAAGGAACUGUUGAAAAAAGCUGGGGUUGCAAGACUUGUCCAAGAUGUUGAAAAAGCUGAGGAUGACAUAAAGGAAAUGGAGAGGACAGUCUUUCACGAUGAUCCUGCCCAUGUGAAAGCCUUCAAAGUGCAUUACGAUGAUAUCUGCGCAACACUCCGGAAAGGUUCAACAUUUGCUGAUGUUACAGAAAUUCUUAAACGUCAAAAAAUCCUAGGCAGACAGCAUCAAAUAGUGGGUCCUACUCCUCUGGCAGCGCGGGAACUGUUGAAUAUUGUCAUGGAUAAAAGAAACAAGGGUUUAAGAGCAAUGAGAGUCUUGGCUUGUGCACUAUGGGAUGCAGGUCACCUGAAGUUGGCAUGUGAUAUACUGACUACACAGUACUCAUGGGAAAGAGGAGCAGGCCGUGAUGUUCGGAUCCCUAGCAGUAAGAGGCAAAUACUAAGUGGAUACUUACAGAUAACCGAAAACCUCUCAGAACCAGACCUUGAUCGUGUGCUUGACCAUCUCGUCAGUCAAGGCAAGGUCAGUGAGGAUGAAAGAGCCACCAUACUUCAGCAGCCAUCGAGAAUGGAGAAAGUACAGGAGAUGCUGGACACUGUACUCUCAGUGGACAGGGAGGGAGCUGGGUGGGCUCUUAUGGAUGGCUUGGCACAUGCAGGGCAGCAUGGCCUGGCAAGUGUGAUGAUGUCUUGGACAAUUAGUUGGAUGGAACUGGAAUUGCUUCUUGUUGGAAAGUACAAGACCAAAAUAUUGAGUAGCAGCUCCCUGAAUAGAGACAAUGACCUGGAUGUGAGGAGAGGACAGCAACUGCCACGUAUGGCAGCUGGUGAGCGUGUAACAUCCUGGAAUGUGAGUGACUCCGGACAUGGUGAACUUACAAAGACGGCAAUCUGUGGCCAGUGGGCUUUCUCCAGUGAUGAACCUGGACAGAGGGAAUGGAGAGGCCACAAGGCAGUCAUAGACGUGGAAACAGUGGAAGAGGUUUUAGGAGACCAUGCUAGGAAGGGAAAGCAAACAGCACAGGAGACUUUGGCCAGCAUACCAGAUCUUCCAGAGAGCAGCUUAUUCAUACUCAAUGCCAUGAAACGUCCUGAUCUGAAAAAAAAGUGGAAGUGCUUGCUGUCUGGCGAAUGUUUUCCAGGCGCUAAGGUUCUCCUUUUUGAGGGCAGUGAUGGGAAGGCUGUACCACUGGGUGCAGUAAAAAGAAAUGUUAAACAAGGUUGUAAUUUAGCGGAAUUGCAGUGGUCUCAUCUGGGAAAGAUUCUGAGUGACUGUUACAGAGACAAACUGCGCAAUAUCAGCAUCAGCGAUGGACUCACAGAUUUGGUGUCAAGAAAACGACGUAUGUCUACCAGAUCACAGGCAACAACUCUGCCACGCAUGCGCCUUGACGAACGUGUGUUCUCCUGGGAGGCAAUGGAUUCCGAACAUGGUGAACUGUUGAAGACCGUGAUCUGUUGGCAGUGGGCUAACUCCAGCAAUGAACCUGGACAGAGGGAAUGGGGAGGACACAAGGCAGUCAUCGACUUGGAAAUAUUGGAUGAUAUUUCAGGGGAGUCAAAGGAGACGGUACUUAAAGUCUUGGAUGUCAUACCAGAUGAAACGUUAUUCAUCCUCAACACGAUGACACACCAGGAUCUGAAAACCAAAUGGAGUCUACUGCUGUCAGGCAAACUUCUUCCUGACGCUAAGGUUCUACUUAUUGAGGAACGUGAUGGCGAAGGAAUGUCGCGUGAUAGAGUGAAGAGAAAACAGGAUUCCACAGAAACUAGUGGGGAACCAACAGGAGACCGCAGUGCAAAGAAGCAACGGAGCACCAUUUUAUAGACGAAGACACAGAGGGUCGGCAUUUCAAAGUGGAAGUGAUGCACCAUUUUAUAGAGAAUUAAAAGUAUUUUACCAUCUUGGGUCAAGAAAAGGAAUAUGAGGAAAAAAGAUAUGGUCAUAUAUAUAUAUAUAUAUAUAUAUAUAUAUAUAUUAGUUAAGAUCUCGAAUAAGAACUACCAGCAAUGUCCCAUCGAGGCCAAAAAUCGGUCGCGUGCGGACGGCACGUACAUGUACAAUAAUUGGCUGCGUGAUUGUAAAAAGUCUGUAACGUUUUUUUUUUUUUUACAGCAAGACCAGGCGCAGCUUAUUUUGAUUAAUUUUCUGGUGCAGUUCAUAAGCAUGCUUUUGCUUUUUUUCGGUAGUUUAUUCAACCUAAUCAUACCGGCAUGUUUUGCAUCAGAUUCCUAACAAACGUUAUAUUAAUCUCGUUUAGACGUUAGAAAGUGCCAAGUGGGUGUUUUCCGUAUGACUUGUUGUCGAUACAACAUAUAUGCACGUGUACCAUAUAUAUGAACGUGUACCACUAAAUAGAUUUUCAAAUAUUAUUAUCGUCAAAACAUACUAUGUCACUUUUUUCUGAAAAAAAGAAAAGAAACAGCGAUAAAUAUUUUAACCCCUUUCCGGCAUGUACAUGUACCUCAAUAUGCACAAGCACGGAAAAAGAACAUGUUUAGAGCGACCCUUACCAAACUUCACUUUUUCUUAACUGCAGCAUGAGGAGUAUAGAGCACAUUAUUCAUCAUCAGAUUUUAUGGAGAAAAGGUGUAAUUCCCACUUACUGGUAAGUCUAGAUAAGAUUUACCCGUGUGCUAUUGCUAGGAUUCAACCGGUGUAUUGACACAUGUAUAUCAGAAUAUUUCCGUUUUCAGUUCCCCCCCCCCCUUUUUUUUUUUUUUUUUUUUUUUUUUUGUAUAAUGAGGUAUCCAAAUAAAUUUAUCAAUUAUUCUUAACAUGUGUGAUAAUGAAAAUGCUAGGCCGUUAUAUCUUAAUUAAUAGGAAAGGCGAAGGAUACUGAAUAUUUGACAUUUCCUUACUUGAGGGAAAUCUGUUACAAACGUUUUUUGACAAAUGUUUAUGUUGACUAUACAUGUAUAUUUAAACUUAGUAAGAUUAUUAAAUUGCAGUUUCAUGAAGGUUGCUUGUGACGUCAUGAGCAUCCUGUUCAAUCGACAAAAAGACCCCAGUUGUCAUAAAGGAACACAAUCCCACGGGAAAUAUUGGGUUUGAAUUAUUGAAACUUUUUAUAGCUCAGACAUCGACAACUCAUUUGUCUAUCAUGGAACAUGUAUUUUAUGUAUAUAUAUUCUAACAUCAGCUCAAAUGAAAUACAUCUAAUACAUUUAAAAAGGGUGAAAUAACUAGCUUAAGAACAGUAUUUCCUCCACUGUCCCGCUAUAUAGUGACGCAUGCGCAACCUUAUUAUACAGCUUUAUUAGUUACAUGUACGAUUGUAUGUGUCCUUCAUAGCGGGAUUUAAGAUGAAAUGACAUGUAUAUCUAUAUAUAUAAAGUAGAUUUCUGUAAAAAGAAAAAGAAAAAAGAAUGCGUUUGACUGUUGGCAUUUAUACCUGUGCAUGAGUAGCUGUUUCUAAUGAAUGGAGCUUUGAAAAAUAGAAAAAAACUUCGUUCAUUCUUUUGGCAGGAAGUUUGAAGACAAUAAAAUCUGCUAAAAAUGCAGAUAAAUUUGCAUUUGAACCUGCUUUGAUUGCGCUUAGGGGGCUUUUGGCUUUGUUCGAAAUCCAUCUCAAGUUUUUCCAUUCAUUUUGAGAACUGUAUCAAAAUGAAUUUGCAAUGUGAUUGUAAAAUUCUUUCGACAAAAUUCAUCACAUUCUCUUGGCAUUGUUCGUACAAUGACAAUAUCAAUGAGAGCAAAAACUUCAACUUAAAGGGAAACAAUGAGCGUUAGACCUUAAUAUAGAAAAAUGCGAAGUUCAUUCGUGCAUUUUCUCCUUAAUCAUCAUUAAGGUACAUCCUAUUCAAAACAAGGACACUGGAACCCAGAAACCUUUUGUUUUAAGUAUUUAAAGAAAAGGUUUUGUUUAAAAAUUAAACUCCUUUUUUCAAUAUUUUUUGGAUGAGGCAUUAAGGAGAAAUUGUUUGUAGUAACAUAAAAAAUAGCUUGCUGGCACGGGCUAUCCCGUAGACUUUUAUUUCUAUAGAAUACGAUCAAUGACCUUAAAAAGUUGUGAUAGGACUAAUAUUGAACACACGUCUUUAUUUUCUAUUUAUUUUAUUUAUUUAUUUGUAUUUUUAGCAAAAUUGCUGUGGUCUCUCCUGAAAAAGAUUCUAAGUGAGUGUUACAGAGCCAAACUGCUCAAUAUCAGCAUCAACGAUGUACUCGCUGAUCUGGUGUCGAGAAAACGACGUACAUGUAUGUCAACCAGGGUCCCGCAACUCGAAAGCAUCGCGUAUUGCGAAUAGCGAUAUCACACAGAG